AUGAUUCUCUCUAGGUCGGGAAUGGUCAUCAACACGGCAUCUGGCACCGGGCCAUCUCCUCCGCCUCCACCUCCUUCCCAGAUCUCUUCGACGGGAAAUGUCCAACCUCCUGUAGAUCCUCUUGCGGGUAAUAACAAGGGGAAGAAAAAGGCCGUCGCUCGUAAACCAUGGGCAGACGAACCGUGGCCGCUCAUCGAGCCUCUAUCUCGAACUCAGAGCAUAACCCACCCGGCGCAUCACAUAGCCGACGAACUAUCGCACACACACAACGCCAUGCUACGCGGUCUCAACGCGCUGUACCUCCAGGCACCAUUCGUCCGCGACCCUAUCGACGUAGCUGAUUUCCUGUUCCUGGCGCAAGCGUGGAGCGGCUGGGUGCUGGAUUACCAUGAGAUGAAGGAGAACAUUAUGAUACCGGGCUUUGAGGCCGCUUUGGGGUUACGGAAGGGGUCUUUAGGAGAAAGAGAAGAUGAUUUUAGUACAAGAAGUAGGGAAUAUGGUGAUAUCAAUGAUGAUAUGGAUAGUAACAAACCGGGAGGAGAAGAAACAGGAAAAGGAGAGGAGGAAGAUGCGGAGACCAAAAGCCAGUCUCUGGACCUUCCAACACACAUUCAAAACCUCCGCUCUUACGCCAUCGAAACACAUCCUCAACCGUCGUCGUACUCGCCGUCGACCCUACGCACGCUUCUUACCACCCUCGCAUCGACAUUGGUCCCGCACUUACACAACCAAACUACAAUACUCCUACAAAUGGAAGAGCUCAGCGCCUUACCACCCUCCAACUCUCCUUUCCCUUCCCUCCCAUCCUUACCAUCCCUCCCUUCUCCGUCGCCUUCCCCAGCGCCCUCUCAACCCUCAACAUUAAACUCGACCUCGACGCCUCCAUCCUCAACCCCAUCCGCGCUAUCCAAAUCCACUACCUCAACGACGGGAGUAGGAGUACCACCGCUACCAUCCCGUCCUCCCCCACCGCCCCCUCCAUUCUCAACCACACCAACGACCACCCCAUCCACCCCAACAGGCAAGGCCCCACCCCCAUCCCCCCGCGCCUCCUCGCUGACGCAGGUCCACCUCUCGGCCGAGUCGUCCUUCAGCGCCGCCAUGGACCGGUACACGGUGCCGCCGAUGGCGAUCCGGCUCCGCGACGCAGCGCACGACGGCGCGGCUCGGCUCUCCGUCCCCGCCAUCCACGCCGUCGCCGACCGGCUCAGCCCCAGGCACGCCGGCGCCUGGCGCUUCCUGCCUUGCGAUAUCUGGGGAAGGCGGAGGGGGCUGGAGUUUCUUGGGGAUGGGGAGGGGUGGUGA
Molecule: messenger RNA, 1305 nt
Organism: Annulohypoxylon truncatum
Lineage: Eukaryota; Fungi; Ascomycota; Sordariomycetes; Xylariales; Hypoxylaceae
Exons: 2
Coding region: 1-1305 (434 amino acids)
Source: RefSeq, a predicted model, not a curated record